Molecule: messenger RNA, 4044 nt
Organism: Entelurus aequoreus (snake pipefish)
Lineage: Eukaryota; Metazoa; Chordata; Actinopteri; Syngnathiformes; Syngnathidae
Gene: naa15b
Product: N-alpha-acetyltransferase 15, NatA auxiliary subunit b
Exons: 20
Coding region: 153-2744 (863 amino acids)
Biological process (GO): N-terminal peptidyl-methionine acetylation
Cellular component (GO): NatA complex; cytoplasm
Molecular function (GO): protein-N-terminal amino-acid acetyltransferase activity; protein binding
Source: RefSeq, a predicted model, not a curated record
CGGAGCGACUCGGGCAAGGCAGGCAGGCAGCCAGGCAGCCAGGCCCGUCACUCGACUCGACUCAGCUCGACUCGUCUUGCCUGUUCGCACUAGCAUUAGCUAGCGUUACAUGUGCUGAGGUCGAGGGGGAAUUGAUCCCGUCUGCUGCUAAGAUGCCGACAAUUACUUUACCACCAAAAGAGAAUGCUCUCUUUAAACGGAUUUUGCGAUGUUACGAGCACAAGCAGUACAGAAAUGGACUCAAGUUCUGCAAACAAAUACUUUCCAACCCCAAGUUUGCAGAGCAUGGAGAAACCCUGGCGAUGAAGGGUCUCACUCUGAACUGUCUGGGGAAGAAGGAGGAGGCCUAUGACCUUGUCAGAAGAGGCCUGCGCAAUGACCUUAAGAGUCAUGUCUGCUGGCACGUAUACGGUUUACUGCAGCGCUCAGAUAAGAAGUAUGACGAGGCCAUCAAGUGUUACCGAAAUGCACUGAAGUGGGACAAGGACAACCUGCAGAUCCUACGAGACUUGUCUCUGCUGCAGAUCCAGAUGAGAGACCUGGAAGGCUACCGGGAGACAAGGUACCAGUUGUUGCAGCUGCGUCCCGCUCAGCGAGCUUCCUGGAUCGGCUAUGCCAUUGCCUAUCACCUCUUGGAAGACUAUGAAAUGGCAGCAAAGAUCAUUGAAGAGUUCAGGAAAACACAACAGACAUCUCCUGACAAGGUGGACUACGAGUACAGUGAGUUGCUGCUUUACCAGAACCAGGUGCUGAGAGAGGCAGGUCUUUACAAGGAGGCCCUGGAGCAUCUUUCCAACUAUGAAAAGCAAAUCUGUGACAAACUGGCAGUCGAGGAGACACGAGGAGAGUUGCUGUUGAAGUUGGAGCGCCUGAAUGAGGCAACGGAUGUCUACCAUCGCCUGCAAGAGAGGAACCCAGAAAACUGGUCCUAUUACCACGGCAUGGAGAAUGCCCUAAAGCCAAGUAGUGUGGAGGAACGAUUUAGGGUCUAUGAGGAUGCCUGGGAGAAGUUUCCUAAAGGACUGGUUCCUCGCCGACUGCCCCUCAACUUUCUUACUGGUGAGAAAUUCCGAGAUUGUCUGGACCGGUACCUGAGAAUGAACUUCAGUAAAGGAUGUCCGCCUGUCUUCACCACAUUAAAGUCUCUCUACAACGACAAAGAAAAGGUGUCAAUUAUAGAAGAGUUGGUGGUUGGGUUUGAGACCUCGUUAAAAAGCUCCAGACUGUUCAGCCAAAAUGAUGAGGGUAAAGAGGAGCCACCUACCACAUUGCUGUGGGUGCAGUACUUCCUGGCUCAGCAUUACGACAUGGUUGGGCAACAGACACUGGCUCUUGACUACAUCAAUGCAGCCAUUGAUAGUACGCCAACCCUCAUUGAACUCUUCCUUAUCAAAGCCAAGAUUUACAAGCAUGCCGGUAACAUCCGAGAGGCUGCUCAGUGGAUGGAUGAGGCCCAAGCUCUGGAUACUGCUGAUAGGUUCAUCAACUCUAAGUGUGCCAAGUACAUGCUGAAGGCCGGCAUGGUCAAAGAGGCGGAGGAAAUGUGCUCCAAGUUCACAAGGGAGGGGGCGUCAGCUGUUGAGAACCUGAAUGAGAUGCAGUGUAUGUGGUUCCAGACAGAGUGUGCACUUGCCUACAAAGCUAUGAACAAGUUUGGGGAUGCUCUCAAGAAGUGCCAUGAAAUUGAAAGGCAUUUUGUGGAGAUCACGGACGACCAGUUUGAUUUUCACACCUACUGCAUGAGGAAGAUGACGCUGCGCUCGUACGUGGACCUGCUGAAGUUAGAGGAUGUGCUCCGCAUGCAUCCCUUUUACUAUAAGGCUGCUGUCACAGCCAUCCAGAUAUACCUGAGCCUUCAUGACAAUCCUCUUACUGAUGACAGCAAGGAACUUCAGGCUGACACGGCUAACCUGUCGGACAAAGAGUUGAAGAAGAUCAGAAACAAGCAACGGAGAGCCCAGAAGAAGGCUCAGGUGGAGGAGGAAAAGAAGAUUGCGGAGAAGGAGAAGCAGUUGAAGAAUCAGAAAAAGAAAAAGGAGGAUGACGACGAAGAGAUUGGAGGCCCGAAAGAGGAGCUCAUUCCUGACAAAUUGGUCAAGGUAGAAAAUCCACUGGAAGAAGCAGUCAAGUUCCUGAUACCUCUCAAACACCUCGUCAAAGAUAAAAUAGACACACACCUAAUGGCAUUUGAAAUCUACUUCAGAAAAGAAAAGUACAUGUUGAUGCUCCAGUCAGUGAAGAGAGCGUUGGCCAUUGACCAGGACCACCCAUGGCUACACCAGUGUCUAGUGCGCUUCUUCAAAGGAGUCUCAGAGAGCAAAGACCUGCCUGAGAUGGUUCGAACGGUCCUGAAACAAGAAGUUUCCCGACUGUUUGGGGACAGCAAUGCUGAGAGUUUCAACCAGGCCUACCUCCACAAACACUCCAACUCCAUACCACACCGAUUUGCCGCCGCUAAGAUGAUGGUGUACAUGGACUCGUCGACUGUCUCAAAGGCAGUAGAGUUGACCACCGCACUCGAUGAGUCACUCGACAACAGAACUAUCCAGAUUUGUACAGAGAUUCUGGAGAAUCUUCGGAGCAGCGACCUGGGUGACUCAAAGGAGCGUGCUGAGACGUAUCGCGCCGAGUGUCACAAGCUUUACCCCUACACGCUAGCGUUCAUGCCGCCCGGAUACGAGAACGCCAAGAUCGUCAAUGGAGACGUUUCCACAGAAACAGAAGAGCUAGCCAACGAGAUGUGAGCAUGACCAGACACUAGGGGAUGCGGAACGGAAAGGGGCCUUGCACUGAGCCUUGUGGGUACGCCUGGCAGUCAUUUUGUAGAGCCAGACACACGGGAAGCGAAAUAAUGUUUCCUUCUUUGGCUCAGCUUAAUUGGGUCUGACCCGGCAUGGCUUGGCUCUUUCCCAUAUGCUGAAAAUCAGGACUGUGUGCGUGCGUGUGUGUGUGUCAAGGGUGUGAAUGAAUCUGAGCAUGUGUGCGGUUGUUUAUUUGUGAUAAAAGGGGAGGAAGAUAACAAAAUGGCCAUUUUACUUUUUUUAAAUCGCGCUACCAACCACACUGAAUUUUCAAAAAAAAGAAUUAUUGGCAAAUGUGAAACUGAGCUGACUGCGGUUUCUCUGAGAUGACAACCACUGGAGUUUGACUCUGUGCUGCUUCUACAAACGCAUUCUCUGUUUUACAUUUAAGUUGUCGGUGGGAUUUGGACUGGAUUUGAGUCAUCGGAUCAGCACAAAGAGUUCUGAAGGGGACUUGAAGUAGGCGUUAAGUAGAUUUGUAUCCGCUGUAACAAUCAUUUAAGCAGCAGUCGUUCUCACAAACCACCUUGCAGGAACCAUGACUGUCGCACACACACACACAUACACGGUUGAAAUAUUACCAGUACUGAGCGGCUCGUAGCACAGAAUGAAAACUUAAAGGUUGCGCUUCUCAAAUAGACUGCUCCAGUUCAACGUGUUGUUGGGAGAGAGCGAUGGAUCCAAGCAAUAUUGUAAGACACCUUCCUGUCCAUCUUGCAGCAGUUCUAGUUUUAACGCUCGGGGAUUGCUCAGACGUCAUUGGAGUGUUUUUGCAUCGACACAAGAAUUCUUGCAGCGGGGUCUUCCACUGAAAUCCUACUCUCGAGGUCAAUAUUUGUCAUCCAAACCUGUUUUUCUGGGGUAAAACUUUCAAACAUUAAAAGGCAAAGAUUCAACACCUGAAAUUUGAUCUUUUGUUUUUUUUUUAACCCUUUUUUCCUAGUUUUCCUUCUAAUUUGGCUGUGAUAGAAAAAAAAACCCUGAGCUUGCCAUGUAUAUCUGGAUUUUUGUAUUAAAACCAAACUAAAAAAACUGUUUUGUUUUUUUUGCUUUUAAAUUAAUUUGUAAUUUUCCUAGUUUGUUUCCGGUAAGAUCAUGUUCAAUGAAAACUGUAAAAUACAUCAGACUUUGGGAUAAAUUUACAUUUUCUAUAUACAAGUUUACCACAGUUGAAUUCUUAGAAACAGACCAUUUUCUCUAAUUUCUGUGUACAUAACUUACAAUAAAUAAUUUACUCUUUCCA